Molecule: messenger RNA, 1315 nt
Organism: Vigna umbellata (rice bean)
Lineage: Eukaryota; Viridiplantae; Streptophyta; Magnoliopsida; Fabales; Fabaceae
Source: RefSeq, a predicted model, not a curated record
AUGCUAGACAUUCCUACAAUUGAUCUAAAUUGGUUGAGGUAUGUAGAGCAUGCCAUUACUGGUGUCGCUGAAGCUCAUGAGCCCUCUAUGUGUGUUGAUGGAUACCUAGUGUGUUUUAGACGGGUGUCCCACCCAUACAUCACUCCAGCUGACGAUGAUGACCGAUCCAAUUUUGCACCGUGCAUGAGGCGACACCUUCCGGAUGACAUCUCGGUGCCCCCAGUUCGUCGUAGAUGGACGCCUGAAUAUGGAUUUUGGAUGCUGCAGAGCAUGUUAACCUGCCGAGACGUUACAGAGGGCAUUGUACCUUAUCAGCGUACUUCUAAGACACUACAAGUUGCUCGUAGAUCCGUUGAGGAGUAUGAGGCUAGUACUACUAGAGGUGCUCGUCAUACAGGGAUCAAUUCCGCUAAACUGACUUUGAUCAACCAAUGCAACUACACGGUGUGGCCAGCUCUGACUGGUAACGUCAGUCUUUCAACCACGGGGUUCGUUUUGCCAAGCGGCGAAAAUUCCAGUGUCAAUGUACCCGUGAAUUGGCUGGGUCGAAUCUGGGGCCGUACACUCUGCACCACCGACUUAAUAACCGGAAAGUUCUCUUGUGCUACCGGCGACUGCAGUUCUGGCAAGAUAGCAUGUAAUGGAAGUGGAGGCUCUCCACCGAACACGCUGGUGGAGUUCAGUUUAGACGGCUUCAACGAUAUUGACUUUUAUGACGUGAGCUUGGUGGACGGGUUCAACCUGCCCCUGAUUGUUGUUCCCAUAAGUGGUUCCGGCAGCAACUGUAAGAGCACGGGGUGCGUGGUGGAUUUGAACGCAGUGUGUCCGGCGGAGCUAAAGGCAACCAGAAAUGAAGAAGUGGUGGCAUGUCAGAACCCUUGCAGUGCGUUCCAAGAGGACUAUUUUUGUUGCGUCGGGAACCGUUCCUCGUGCGAACCAAGUGUGUACUCCAAAAUAUUCAAGACGGCAUGUCCGCAAGCCUACAGCUACCCACAGGACGACCAAACCAGCACCUUCACCUGUCCCAAUCCUGUAGACUACAACAUUGUCUUCUGUCCUACAUCUACCAAUGCCAGUCGAAGGGUUGGUGACUCACUCAUUGCUGGUAAUGAGACAUCUACAUGGCUUUCUCCUUCAGGUGAUUUUGCAUUUGGCUUCUACCAACUUCCUAAUGAGCUUUUCUUACUGGCUAUAUGGUAUAACAAGAUACAAAAUAGGACCAUCAUUUGGUAUGCAAAUGGAGACAACCUUGCUCCAAUAGGAUCAAAGUUAGAACUCAACGACUCUCGGGGACUAGUACUAAAAAAUCCGGAAG